AUGGUGAAGGAAACUGAGUAUUACGAUAUCCUCGGAGUCUCUCCUUCUGCUUCCGAUGAUCAAAUUCGCAAGGCUUAUUAUCAAAAGGCAAAACAAGUUCAUCCUGAUAGAAACCAAAACGAUCCUAAUGCUGCACACAAGUUCCAGAUUUUGGGCGAAGCGUAUCAGGUUUUGAGUGAUCCAGUGCAGAGGAAAGGGUAUGAUCAAAAUGGAAAGCAUUCUGUAUCUAGAGAAACUAUGCUUGACCCAAUGGCUGUCUUUGCCCUGCUCUUUGGAAGUGAAUUGUUUGAGGACUACGUUGGGCACCUAGCGGUUGCAUCAAUGGCUUCUUCUGAGCUAGCGGAUGAAAGUGAAGAUUUGCAGGAAAAGCUAAAGGCUGUCCAGAAAGAAAGGGAAGAAAAGCUAGCAAGAUUUUUGAAAGAUUGUCUUAGCCAAUAUGUCCGCGGUGACCAAAAAGGUUUUUUGCAGCGCGCUGAAUCUGAAGCAAAACGGCUUUCUCAUGCAGCUUUUGGAGUUGACAUGUUACAUACCAUUGGCUAUAUAUACUCAAGACAAGCAGCUCAAGAACUAGGGAAAAAGGCCCUUUAUCUUGGAGUGCCAUUUCUAGCUGAAUGGGUUCGCAAUAAAGGACACUUUUGGAAAUCACAGUUAACAGCUGCUAAAGGUGCUUUUCAGUUGCUCCAACUUCAAGACGAACUCAGCAGGCAAUCUAAAACGGGCGGUAGUUGCCCUGAAAAUGUUGACUCCCAUAUUCGUCUUAAUAAGGAUACUUUGUUGAAUUCACUGUGGAAGUUAAAUGUAGUGGACAUAGAAGUAACCCUUGCACACGUGUGUCAAAUGGUUCUAAAGGAAAAUAAUGUUCGGAAAGAGGAACUUAGAGUUCGAGCUAUCGCUCUUAAAAUUCUUGGGAAGAUAUUUCAGGAAAAGAAUGCAAAAGGAGAAACACUGAAGAAGAAACACGCCGUUGAUUCUGAUGACGAAGGAAGCAGCUCUGAUUCAUCAGACGAUGAAUCAUCGCAUAGAGCACUUACCUAUCGAACUCCCUUUUUCAAUCAGGGUAUUGGUAGACUCUUCAAAUGUCUUUGUAAUCCAGCAUUUGAUGUGGAUGAUGAAGAGAUAGUUUACAAAAGCAAAUAA
Molecule: messenger RNA, 1137 nt
Organism: Lathyrus sativus (Indian pea)
Lineage: Eukaryota; Viridiplantae; Streptophyta; Magnoliopsida; Fabales; Fabaceae
Source: the annotation of a GenBank genome assembly